This is a messenger RNA of Carassius gibelio (silver crucian carp), 2061 nucleotides long. RefSeq names its product syntaxin binding protein 6 (amisyn), like (gene stxbp6l). The transcript is spliced from 7 exons. The record is from RefSeq and is a predicted model, not a curated record. The coding region runs from base 275 to 1108 and encodes 277 amino acids. NCBI's taxonomy places the organism in Eukaryota, Metazoa, Chordata, Actinopteri, Cypriniformes, Cyprinidae.
UCUGUCUCAAGUAGCCUAGCCUACUACAAGCCGCUAAACUAGACCGCAUGUUUGAGCUCAGUUGACUCAGACGCGUCUAUGAUCCCUAAAGUGCUCUCUCAGGAGUCAGCUCAGUCGGAUAUAGCACACAGCCUGCGAGUUUUCUGCGGGGCUUGUCUCUCGUGAGAUGAGAUGCGGGAUAAAGAUGGCUUGAGGCGCAGACACAGACAGUUCUCACCGCUCUUCGAGGCUCGAGGGAGAAGAAAGCUUCAGGAAGGAGAAGGCAUUGUGAGAGAUGAGCUUUCAGUCAGCCAUCAGCCGUGAGAUCUUUGUUCCAAGAGAUGAAAAGGUACUGGUAGCCAUCGAGGUGAGGAGGAGGAUAAAGAGGAAAGCACUGUCCUUCCUCAAUGCAGGUCGCAAGCGGGACUACCUAACCUACCUCUGCCUGUCAGUUACCAACAGCAGACCAGCUCAAGUCCUCAUUACUAAAGUUAAGAAGUUUCGAGGCACAAGACAGCUUGCUGAAAGGUCUCAGUGGUCCGUGGAGCAGCUGCGGCAGGUCAAUGGCAUCAACCCCGAUAAGGACACUCCUGAGUUCGACUUAGUGUUCGACCGCACCACUGAUCAAUGGAUGGCCAGCUCAGCUGCAGAGAAAUGCAUGUUUGUGCAGGUUCUGUACCACGCUUGUCAAAACUACUGGGAGGCCAAGCUUGCCCGAGCCAGCGCAGCAUCCCCUGCAGACCAGAAGACCCCGGGAGAAACGGAGAACAACAAGAGCCCUGGAGCUCCGAGCCAAACUAGCUUUGUCAACUGUCAGCAGAAGCUAAUGGGAGAUGCUUGUUCUGUUUAUAUGGUUAUCUACCGCUGCAAGAUUUUUUUGAACAGAAUGAAGAACAGUGUGACAGCAAACCAGGGUCAUCCUCAGCGUGAAGGAGCAGCUGUUGAAGCCUCCAGGAGCAGGAGCAGGAGCAGGAGCAGCGUGUCUCCUCCGACCGUGAGGAAGAUGGGGAACGUGAUGAGGAGGGCCAGUCAGGUUCUGAUGAGGGCCGACGAUAAAACCAGCCUCUCGCUGCACGGGGCCAGAGAGUUUGCAGAAGCUGUGCAGAAGCUGGCUCUGAAGCAGAUUUAGAGGUGUUCCUGAAGGCCUGGAAAUACACAGUUUAAUUACAGAGAAGCUCCUAAUCGUCUGGUCGCUGGAAAAUCUUCAAAUCUAACUUCUCUAAAUGCUGUUGUUGAGUGCAAGGCACUUUGUUCAGCUUCCUCUUCACCUGCAGACUGGACUCAUGUUUGUGUAUUUUGCUUUUCUUAAUGCAUCUGCAAACCAUUGAGCAUUUUAAAGCAGUUGUGUUGUGACUGACUUGCAGAUCUGUUUAUUCUGCCCUUUCUACAGUAGGCACAGUUUAAUAUAGCAGCAGGUGGCUGCUCCUUUCUGUAGGUUUAGCACUUCAGCUUAUUGGAAGCACCAUUUCUUUUCCAUUAACAAUAUAGUAAUUAUUUAUUUUGAACUCUUCUUUCAUAUGAUCAUAUAGAUUAUAAUUGCCCCCACAUGAUAAUGGUUAAUUAAACAGUGGUAAAUUACUCCAAUUGAUAUAACACACAGAGAUACUCGUCUGUAUGGUCCUCUGAUCUUUAGUUCUGGUCACAGGAGGAAACUGCUUUUAUCUGCUCUUUAGAUUAAGUUCCUUGAAGAUGCUACAAGCUGUUUUAUUUCAUUGUGAACACCGUGUUUAUUUGAAUGUGAUCUGUGUGUGAAUAACACUGUCAGUGCAGUCUUCGUCUGCUGCUUCUGUGUAAUGUGAUAACAGUCAGCUCUGUUUGUGUGAUUGUGAGCAGCAGUAUUAAGAGACCAGAGGGUGUAUGGAGACGGACUCCCUGUUUGGUGUUGGCAUCCUGUUUUCUGCUCAUGUCUUUCUGCUGUCAUCAUGUUGUCUCCUUGGCCUGCGUUUUAUAGCCUAUUUCUUUUAUGUCCAGUUUAGAUUUCAUUAUAUAUAUGUGUAACAGAGAAUUGUAUCUGUCUUUGUCUGUGCUCCUGUACACAUUGUAAACACCCAUCAUUUGAUCAAAUAAAUGACAGGGGACCUA